GGGUUGGUAUAACUAGAUUUUUUGUGGACUCAAUGUAAACUGUUACAAUAAUGAGCUUUUAUUAAUUUUUUUUCUUUUUUAAUCUUCAAAUUAUCAGGAGGAAAAACCUGGAUUCAUAUAUUUUUUUCAUAAGAUUGUAUAUAAUCUAUUCAGAAUGGCAAUUGAGGCAGCUGAUGUGCUGACACCAGUAGGUGGCACUGGUAAAUUAGCUCAUUCUAUAAAAGUACCCCAAUUUUAUAAGUUUUCAUCUAAAGUACUCUUGAAUUAUUUACAAUUCAAGGGCAGGAUCCCUAAACUCAUUCAGCAGCAGACUCGUGGCGAGAGAGAAUGUUGGAUAAAGCAAGUUCGUUCUUUCCUAUUGGCGCUUGUGGCCGAAUUGGAUAUUGUGAGAGCUGCACUCAAUAAUGUUGGUGUGCUGGAAAAAAAUCCAUAUUUGAGGGUUGAAACUGCCCUGGUGAUAGCAGGAGACAUGCUUCUCAGCUUAAGCAGGUCCCAGCGCUUGACGUCACAGUGCAAACCAGUCCUUACAAUGCUGGAGGUUGAAAAGGAACUGCAGGAUGAAUAUCAGAAACUCCUGCAAAAUGCCCCUGUUAAAUUGGGUCUGGUGGUGCCUCGUUGGGUGUGCAUCAAUACUCUGCUUAUAUCCACUCAGAAAGCCCGGCAGCAUUUAUCCGAUGAAGGCUUCACUUUAAAAUCAUAUUCUCCAAAAACUUAUGAGAAAUUUUUACAAAGCAUUCAGGACCUAGGAAAAUGGGACUAUAUGGAAGACUUUCAUUUUGCUGAGGUGUUGGUUUUCUCUGCCAGCACUGCUGUUAUGAGCUCAACUCUUGUAUCAUCAGGCAAGCUUCUUCUGCAAGAUAAAGUGAGUUGGCUGUCGCCGUUUGUGAGUGCAGUGCAGCCUGGGGAUGUGGUGCUGGAUGCCUGCGCCGCUCCUGGCAACAAGAGCACCGUACUGGCGGGCCUCAUGGCUAACCAAGGGAAACUGAUCUGCAUUGAACGCGACCCUGAACGCUUCACGGUGCUUAAGAAGCGCGUGAAGCAUCACGGCGUGCGCAACGUACUCUUCAUCAAUGAGGACUUCACGUCUGUGGACCCCAGCGAGCUUCAGGGAGUGACGACCAUCUUGCUGGAUCCUUCAUGUAGUAAUUCAGGAUUGGAGAUGAACACUGACUCGGCGUCCGUGAGCGGCGAGCGCUACCGCAGGCUGGCUGACAUGCAAUUCCAGCUUCUUUCUUUUGCCCUGAGCCUCCCGUCCGUGCAGUCUGUGGUGUACUCAACCUGCUCUGUGCAGUCCAUCGAGAACGAGGAGGUGGUAGCCCGCGCUCUUCAGCAGUUCACUAAUUUUGAACUCGACGAUCUGAGCUUGAAAUUGAAAGACUGGCGUAGUUUUGGAGACGAGAAUUACUCAUUUGCUAAGAAGGUUUUGCGCACGCAAACAUUCUAUGAUUUGUGCCAUGGUUUCUUUGUUGCUAAAUUUGUAGCUCGUCGUGUGUUUCUAAACGGAAAAACCGAGUCGGAAACUGCAGAACCAAAAGAAGAAAAUUCCAAGAAGAAACCGAAAACGGUUCUUGGAGCAAAGGCUGAGAAUUCGGUCAGUACAGAAUGUAACUCUGAUAUGGAUGGAUUAGCAAGUAAUCCAUAUAGCUCAUUCAAAAACAGCAUGAGUUUUAGUGAUAGUAAGCAAAAAGUCCCUGAAGGCAGAGAGAUUGAGUUGAAUGACGCUUAUUGUGCUGCAGAAUCUCAAAUACUCAAUGAAGUGGGCGGCUCGACAGUUGAAUGUCACAUGAAGGGAGACAGCAGGAAAAGGAAGUCAAAAAAGAACAUAGAAUUGGAACCAAUUGAAAAAUUCGAAGAGUCUGGGUUGGAAAAAGAGUCCAAAAAGAAGCGCCGUAGACUAAACCCUUCUGAAGAGACAUUAUUACCAGCAGAGUUUGAUGAAACUAAGACGACGAGUUCGAAAAAGAAACUGAAAAGCCAAAUUUCAGAGGGCGAUGAAAAUAACGAGGUGGAAGCAGAUGUUACCGCGCCUGAAAAACAGAAGAAGAAGAAGAAAAAGAGUUGUGGAGAUGUGAUAGAAUUCGUAGCGGAUGUGGAAGAAACUUUAGUUAACCCUCAACCCAAGAAAAAAUCGAAGUCAAAGAGUAAAAUUGACACAGAAUGCGGAAUUGAAUCUGUAAUAGAAACUUGUGAGGCAGAUUUAGCCACGGGAUUAAAGAAAAAGAAGAAGAAACAUGAAAAACACGUGAAAAAUCCAGAAGAAUUUGGAGAAAAAGAAAUAAUUUCAUGGAGCGCACUGAUAAAUCCUGAUGUAAAACCAAAGAAGAAAAAGCGUAAGGCGGAGACAGAGGAUGUUGACGAUCAGGAAACACAUUCCUCCGACCUGACAACGGAACACCGAGAUACCUGCAGUGAAAACCAGCCUAAAAAGAAGAAAAAGAAAACCCGCCAUGAGCCAAGGAACGAUUCAGAAGCUUCUUAACCGCGCGUGUAGGUAUAUAAUCCAUUCCUACUUGCAGAAGAAAUAGUACCGUAGUGAACUUGAUAAUUUAUUCUGGUGACCAGUUGAAUAAGUGUGAAGUCAGGGUUAGUCAAAAGUGGACAAGUAAACAAUGAUCUAGUUGGACGAGACUUUUUCUUAUGUGAAUCUGUUCCUUUGAGUGAAUUUCUUCGUCUCCUAUCACUGCUUUUCAACAUUUUGUUCUUCGGUUAUUCCAUACGAAUACAACAUUGCAUUUUUUACACAAGUUUUUUUGAUCAUGCUAAUUGUUCAUAGACAUACUUCUAUAGACUAAGGAUACUCGGCCAAUUUGGGGUAAGAAAUAAACAUGCGUGUGUCUGAAAAUUAUGGUUAAUAUUGUACAUGGACAGAAGGAUACGUUUCUGUCUGUGUGUAGGAUAACGUUUCCGUAGUGGGGUGAUUUUUGUCUCAGAGUAAUACAUCAAUAUUCCGGUGUGUUGGAAGGGUGACUAUAAAAUUACCGGAUACACCAGCGCGUGAAAGUAAACAUGAUUAUUAUGUCAUUUUUAUGUGCGUCACAAGAUGAGAAUUUUCAUGUGAGUCUCGAACUUUCCUAACGCUAUUAAUUGCUAAGCACGCACGCUUUGAUUAUUCAAGCCUAAACAGAAUUUCUUUUAGAUCACCGCAAGUUUGCUUCUGGAUCUUCUUCUGAUGGAAGCUUCUCUAAGCGAAGCUAUUCGAACGUCGUUCCUUCGAAUUUGUUUCUCCACAUUUUGACACUAAUUGAUCUUUCAUCAUCCAAUUGCUCUUUCGUCACUAUUUAUUAUUCGUAGUUCAAGUUCGUCACGAUAAUUUUUUGUUGUCAAGUUACUCUUCUCUUUCACCUGAAUAAUAAUUGACUUGUGUGGAGUUAUCGCAAAUGACGCAUUGAAUUUCGUUACGCUAUACAGCAAACUCCGUCUUUAUCAAUUCCGUAACUCAUCGAUACCUGUCUGACAUAAUACAUAUCGUGUCAGGAUAUUACCUGACUUUAGUUUUUCAAGGUGAAAUCACGAGACAAUAAAAACAAUAAAUGGGCGAAAAAAAGUUUUUUAUUUUUACAUUUGGCAGACGUACUUUUUCUCCUAAAAUUAAAAAUGUGAAUUUCCUUCAAAUAACGAAACAGGAUUUAAAUGUAAUAACCUGUGCAACAUGCCUAUGAACAGUUUCUUUUCUCAUUAAUAUUAGUUUAAUUUAAAAUUUGCAACGGGAUGACGGUAUUCGUGGUAUUGAUUUUUAAAUAUCGGGGAUCAUCUACCUCGAGCUAAGUUGUUUUCUUCUUGUAAAGUUUGUGAAUUAAAAAAAAAUAUCACAGUCAAAUUUAUAUUUUUGCUAAAGUUUCCCUUAGAAUUUAAACCGAAUGAUCAUUUUAUUCGCCAAACCAUCCCACGUGCCUUAUUUGUUUUCAUGCUACAACUUUUGUCCGUAAUUGUUGUAACUUGCGCGUACUUUUUGUACGUAAUUGUUGAAUUAACGCCAUUGUUUUGACGUUUUGCAUAAUUGCAAAACGUCAAACUUUGCAGCCAUAAUUGUUAGCCUAUUUACAUAGACAUAUUUCAAUUACUGUUGCUGAUUGUUGUGUUUGUUGAUCCUCUGUCUGUAGCAAAUUCUCAGCUCUGAGACGAACCACCAAGACUUCAGUAUGUCUUGCCGCGGACGCACACAGCUUUCGAAUGAAAUUUUUUCGUUGUUUUGCCAUGCUUAAA
Hyalella azteca is the source of this 4203-nucleotide messenger RNA. It is a transcript of the gene Nsun5, whose product is annotated as 28S rRNA (cytosine-C(5))-methyltransferase-like. Bases 155 to 2479 code for a protein of 774 amino acids. Gene Ontology annotation, biological process: rRNA base methylation. Gene Ontology annotation, molecular function: methyltransferase activity. The record is from RefSeq and is a predicted model, not a curated record. Gene Ontology annotation, cellular component: nucleolus. Lineage: Eukaryota; Metazoa; Arthropoda; Malacostraca; Amphipoda; Hyalellidae. The transcript has 7 exons.